AUGGAACUGCUGACUUCACAAAUCUUCCCACACUUUGAGGGGCUGGGGUCCCAGCUGCUGGCCACUGGCCCCAUUAACCCCUGGUUACCUCCACCUGGCCCAGAGCACUUGCCCCUGGGGAGGGAGAUUGCUGUGGCCCGGGAGGACCCUGGCCCUCACCCGCCGCGUCUGCCCCCCAGGCACAGGCUGUCGGUGGGCUCAGGCCCAGAGCCCAGAGUAACCAGCACAAUAGCGUCCAACAGCUGGAACGCCAGCAGCAGCCCCGGGGAGGCCCGGGAGGAUGGGCCCGAGGGCCUGGACAAGGGGCUGGACAACGAUGCCGAGGGAGUGUGGAGCCCGGACAUCGAGCAGAGCUUCCAGGAGGCGCUGGCCAUCUACCCACCCUGCGGCCGCCGCAAGAUCAUCCUGUCAGACGAGGGCAAGAUGUACGGCCGGAAUGAGCUGAUCGCACGCUACAUUAAACUGCGGACGGGCAAGACGCGGACGAGAAAGCAGGUGUCCAGCCACAUACAGGUUCUAGCUCGGAAGAAGGUGCGGGAGUACCAGGUUGGCAUCAAGGCCAUGAACCUGGACCAAGUCUCCAAGGACAAAGCCCUCCAGAGCAUGGCGUCCAUGUCCUCUGCCCAGAUUGUCUCCGCCAGCGUCCUACAGAACAAGUUCAGCCCACCCUCCCCUCUGCCCCAGGCCGUCUUCUCCACUUCCUCACGGUUCUGGAGCAGCCCCCCUCUCCUGGGACAGCAGCCUGGACCCUCUCAGGACAUCAAGCCCUUUGCACAGCCAGCCUACCCCAUCCAGCCGCCCUUGCCACCACCGCUCAACAGUUACGAGCCCCUGGCCCCGCUCCCCCCAGCCGCCGCCUCUGUGCCCGUGUGGCAGGACCGCACCAUCGCCUCCUCCCGGCUGCGGCUCCUCGAGUAUUCCGCCUUCAUGGAGGUGCAGCGAGACCCUGACACGUACAGCAAACACCUGUUUGUGCACAUCGGCCAGACGAACCCCGCCUUCUCGGACCCGCCCCUGGAGGCAGUUGAUGUGCGUCAGAUCUACGACAAGUUCCCGGAGAAAAAGGGUGGACUGAAGGAGCUCUAUGAGAAGGGCCCCCCUAAUGCCUUCUUCCUUGUCAAGUUCUGGGCCGACCUCAACAGCAACAUCCAGGAGGGCCCGGGAGCCUUCUAUGGGGUUAGCUCCCAGUACAGCUCGGCCGACAGCAUGACCAUCAGCGUCUCCACCAAGGUGUGCUCCUUUGGCAAGCAGGUGGUGGAGAAGGUAGAGACAGAGUAUGCUCGCUAUGAAAACGGCCACUACUCCUACCGCAUCCACCGGUCCCCACUCUGUGAGUACAUGAUCAACUUCAUCCACAAGCUGAAGCACCUGCCCGAGAAGUACAUGAUGAACAGCGUCCUGGAGAACUUCACCAUCCUGCAGGUGGUCACGAGCCGAGACUCCCAGGAGACCCUCCUCGUCAUUGCUUUUGUCUUCGAAGUCUCCACCAGUGAGCAUGGGGCCCAGCACCACGUCUACAAGCUCGUCAAAGACUAGGGUGCCCUCUGCCCCACCACCAGGAUCCAGGAGGAGCAUCUUUCUCACACACCUGCCUGGCACCCCUGGGGGCCAGGAUUGAGGAUUCAUCUGCCUGCCAGGCCUCAGGCCCAGGACCCAGGAGGCCUCCCCACCUACCCCCAGCACACACACCCUGCCACUGUUCUGCGCUUUAAUUGUGGGAGAAGAGGGGGGGGCUCAGCGGUGGGGCAGCCUGGCUGGGUCGCUGAGCCACCAUCACCUGGUUCUGCCCAACCUCAACUGAAUGGGAAUACACCUCUGGGCUCCGGUGUGUGUGGCCACUGGCCCUUCGGGAGUGUGACAGGCAAGUAAGGGAAGACUGGAGGGGAGGCCGAGUGUAGAGGCAGGAAGGAAUGUGGAGCUGGAGUUGGGCUGAGAGGAGAGGGGCCCGCACUGUCUGCACCUGCUGUGUGCCAGGCCCCCGUGUGCCUUGUGCCAUCCUGUGACCCUGCGAGGCAAGCGUGGGUCUCGGUGUCUCAGACGAGGAACCUGUGGGCAGGGGGCAGAGUUGGAGCUCUCCCCCAGGGCCCAGGUUUACACUACCUCCCUGCCUCAGGCCGGCCCCAGCGGGUGGGGAGAGGCUCUACACUGAGGCACUGGGGCCAGCUGGGGUGGGGCCCCCUGACGGGGGAAGCAGCUGCUUCUGACCAGGCAGGGAAGGGGAGCAGCAGGUACUCGACGCUUGUUGAGCACCCUCUGUCAGCCCACGAUCUCGCCGGGGCCUUGGGAGCCUCCUGCUCCACCUCCCCAGCUGCCCUGGCCCAGGUCCUUUGCCAAGUCCCCCAGCGGCCUCCUGGUGGGGGAAGCCCCCCAGCCUCCGGGGGCAGGCCCAGGCUCAGAAAUAGGCUGGAGGGUCAGGUAGGAAGGUGGAGUCCCAGCCUCUGGCAGACCUGUGGCCCUGGGACAAGGGGCAGCAAAGCCUCUGAUCUUUUCUCUGGCCUAAGACUGUGGUUUGGUGAGCCCUCCGCGGGUGCCACGACCUUGUGUCCCUCCCCUCGCCAGUCUCCCUGCGGGAGCAGCAGCUCCCCAGACCCCGUUCUGGGACUGAAGGUUAACCCUGCCUGCUGCCCCUUCCCGCCACCCAGGCCCCGCCGCUCGGCCUCCAGCCUCCGGGUAUUUAUGAGUUUCAUAUGAAGUACUGUGCCCUUCCCUUCCUUACCUCCCCCUGCCCCGCCCCUGAGCUUCCUGAAGGUCCUCACAGUUUGCAUAUUGCUCAGGCCACCUCCAUACCCAACCUAGGUUUUAUAAUGUAUAUUAUAUAUUUUUUGUGUAUUUUUUAAAUCCAGCUGUGAUGGGUUAUAUCAUAAAUGUGGCACAGGGCUGGGGCAGGCGCCCUCAAGACCUGCUCAAAAAAGAAAUUAAAAUUAUUUGUUUGUGGGUUAGUCAUGUGACCAGUCUUGUGCCAGGCCUCUGGGUUGGAACAGCUUCAGGCGGGCUCUCCUAGGUUAGGUCCUGGUGUGUCACCUCCCUCUCCCAUCUUUGCUGGGGGACCCUAAGCUCUACCUACAGUCAAAAUAGGUAUGAUGCUGGGGUCCCAUGAAAGCUUCCAGCUCCGACGGUUCUCCACACCCCUCCUGCCAUUAGUUGCGCACUGAACUGAGCCCAGCGCCGAGCCCUGCCCUGAGUUUUCCUGUUGUUCUCUCACUCUCUCUUUUUACAGAAAAGCCAUUUAUUUUGUCUUAUGAUCUAAAAUUCAAACUAAGGACUACCUUUGGCGUUU
Miniopterus natalensis is the source of this 3277-nucleotide messenger RNA. The record is from RefSeq and is a predicted model, not a curated record. Lineage: Eukaryota; Metazoa; Chordata; Mammalia; Chiroptera; Miniopteridae.